AUGUCGUUGUCCCAGUCCAAGCCUCUCUCCGGCAAGGUAGCCAUCGUAACCGGUUCCAGCCGCGGCAUCGGCGCCGCCAUCCUCCUCAAACUCGCGUCCUGCGGCGCCGACGUCGUCGUCAACUACGUGGCGUCCAAAGCGGGGGCCGAGGCCGUGGCCGCCAAAGCGCGCGACGAGCUGGGCGUGCGGGCCGUGUGCAUCCAGGCCGACGUCAGCAAGCGGGCCGACAUCGCGCGGCUCUUCGCCGAGGCGAAGCGCGAGCUCGGCCGCGUCGACGUCGUCAUGAGCAACUCGGGCAUCGAGCACUUUGGCGACUUGGAGGCGGUUAAAGAGGAAGAGAUCGACAAGGUGCUCGCGGUCAAUGUGAAGGCGCAGUUUUUUGUGGCGCAGGAGGCGCAUAAGUGUUUGGAGGAGGGGGGGAGGUUGAUUCUUAUUUCGUCGAUUUCGGCGGUUUGGGGCGUACCCCGGCACGCGCUGUACUCGGCGUCCAAGGCGGCCAUCACGGGCAUGGUCAAGUGCCUGGCGUUCGACUUCGGGGCGCGCAACAUCACGGUCAACUGCAUCGCGCCGGGCGGCAUCAAGUCGGACAUGUACACGGAGGCGGCGGCCGACUACCUCCCCGGCGGCGACAAGAUGACGGUCGAGGAAAUCGACGAGCGGGUGGGCAUGAUGAGCCCGAUGAAGCGGCCCGGCUUCCCCGACGACAUCGCCGGCGUUGUGGCCUUGCUGGCGCUGCCCGAGUCGCAGUGGCUCACCGGCCAGACGUUCCACGUGGGCGGGGGUGCGCACAUGGCGACUGCUUAG
Molecule: messenger RNA, 804 nt
Organism: Diplodia corticola
Lineage: Eukaryota; Fungi; Ascomycota; Dothideomycetes; Botryosphaeriales; Botryosphaeriaceae
Product: tetrahydroxynaphthalene reductase
Exons: 3
Coding region: 1-804 (267 amino acids)
Molecular function (GO): oxidoreductase activity
Source: RefSeq, a predicted model, not a curated record